Molecule: messenger RNA, 5858 nt
Organism: Anolis carolinensis (green anole)
Lineage: Eukaryota; Metazoa; Chordata; Lepidosauria; Squamata; Anolidae
Gene: shtn1
Product: shootin 1
Exons: 18
Coding region: 104-1996 (630 amino acids)
Biological process (GO): positive regulation of neuron migration; neuron projection morphogenesis
Cellular component (GO): cell leading edge; axonal growth cone; cytoplasm
Source: RefSeq, a predicted model, not a curated record
GUGCAGUAGCACAUUGCUCCAGCGCCCGCCUCGACCCGCAUCUGCCUCCCUUCCCUCUCCAGGUAAAGACGGGAGGCGGAAGGUGGCCUUUCCCAGCGCCAGCAUGGACAGCACCCAGGAAGAGAGGCAGCUGGAGCUGAUCGGCAGCCUGAAAGACCAAGCUAUUGGCGAAUAUGAAGAUCUAAAGGAAGAGAACAAGAAAACAAAAGAAGAGUGUGACAAAAUCAAGCAAGAGAGAGAUGAAGCAGUCAAACGGCUGGAAGAAUUGCAAAAAGUUUCUCACAUGGUUAUUGAGGAAGUCAGCUGUAUACAAAACCACCUUGAAAUCGAAAAGACAUGUCGUGAAAGUGCAGAAGCCCUUGCGACAAAGCUGAACAAAGAAAACAAGACUCUGAAAAGAAUCAGCAUGUUGUAUAUGGCAAAGCUGGGUCCAGAUAUCAUUACUGAAGAAAUUAACAUAGAUGACGAUGAGUCCUCUACGGAUACAGAAAGUAGCCCUGGUGCAUGUGAAUCACUGCAAUGCCAGCAGGUGAUAAAAGAUCUGCGAGAUCAAAUUAUAACUCUUCAGGAGGAAAAGAAAUCCAUUGCCAUUGAACUGGAAAACCUGAAGAUCAAAUUUGUUGAAGAAGUUGUAGAAGUAAAUAAAAUAAAGGAAGAAAAUGCAGUACUGGCAGCAGAAGUUCAGAAUCAACAGAAUGUUUUGGAAAAAUGUAAUCGAGUGUCUGUACUGGCAGUAGAAGAAUACGAUGAACUACAGGUCAACUUUGAGUUGGAGAAAAACUUGCGAAAGAGAGCAGAAUCAUUUGCACAAGAGAUGUUUAUUGAACAAAAUAAACUGAAACGGCAAAGUCAACUUUUGCUGCAAAGUGCUGUUCCUGAUGAACAGCUCAUGAAAGCUCUGGAUGAAAAUGCCAAGCUGAACCAAAUGCUGGAGGAAGAAAGGUUGCAACAUCAGCAGAAGGUGGAAGAAUUAGAGGAACAACUAUCUAAUGAAGUCUUGCAUAAGGAAAUUAAAUCACUGAAACAACAGCUGGAACUUUUAGAAGAAGAUAAAAAAGAAUUAGAAGAAAAGUGUCAAAAUGCCGAAGAACAAAUUAAAAUCUUAAAGCAGUCAGCGGAUGACCUUCAAAAAAGGAUUCAACAGCCAGAAACCCCCAUACCACCUCCUCCACCACCACUACCACCUCCACUACCUCCACCACCUCCAAAUCCAAUCAGGUCCCUGAUGUCAAUGAUUCGUAAGAAGUCUCAUCCAAACAGCAGCAUGGCCAAGAAAGAAAAGACAGCAUCUCAGCAAGACUCAGGAGAAGAGAAAGAUCUGAAGAGACAAGCUGUGGAAGAAAUGAUGGAUAGAAUUAAAAAGGGUGUCCACCUUAGACCUGUUAAUCAGACCAACCGCUCUAAGACAAAGCCAGAAGUGCCCAAACCCUCCGAGAGUGCAAUGAAAGAGCUAAAGGGAAUUCUGGAAACACUGAGUACAUCUACAAGUUCAAGAAGUCUAAAAUCUCUUGACACAGACAAUAAUGAAACAGAAUUAGAAAGAAUUCUGCGACUGAGAAAGGUGACAACUGAUCAAGACAGUAGCAGUCCAUCUGGAAUCCUGGCUACGUCAGAAUCCAAGUCUAUGCCACUGUUAGGAUCCAAUGGAACACAGUCCACCUUGAGCAAGAAAGCUGCAGUAGCUUCAGGUUCGGAUGAACAGUGUCCUAAAAUGAUCAAGAGCACAAGCUCCAAGGAUGCCAUUGAGAUGUCAGGAAGGCAGUUUUAUUACUUAAAGAAAAAAGGAAAUAGGUCACCAAGAGAUGUGGGACUUGAAAACAAGGUUGCUGGUAUAGAAAAGCCAGAAGAAUCCAUGGUACUAUUGAAUGCUGAGAAAACCAAAGAGCAAAUGCCUGAACACGUGGAUCAAGGCCAGAUGACUAAAGAAAAAGGUCAACACCUUCAUAAAGAUGGUAGCGUGGAACAAACAAAAGAAAAAGACACCUCUCACUGCUAAUUGAUGUAUGAAAAGGCAUUGACUUCUGGAAGUUCCUUUCAGUGAUUGUCAAUUGUUUCAUUUCUGUUUACUGCAAAGGGCUAUACUUCAUACUUUCUGGUGUGUCUGGUUUACUGAAUUAGCUUUAGUUUUGUACAAUCCAAAGUCUCACUUUGGGCUACUUUCUCCUGUUUUUACCUCUGCUCUAUUUCUGUCUCUCCAAAAGCUGUAAGAUGUUUACUUCUUGAAUUAUGCAAAAAAAUCAAAUAUUAUUCUGCAAUAAUGACUUGUUUAAGGCGUGAGUCAAAGACUACUAAUGCUGAUUUGAAAGAAUAGGUCAAACCUUAAUGAGGUUGGAACAUAAAUGCACUUGUAUGAGUGACUGAUGGGGUAACCAUAAAUUCUUUAGCAAACAGGACAGUCUAUUGAAGUCAUGUUUGGGCUUUUCUUGGCCUGAAGUGGUCACACUUUUUUCAGGGUAACAUGAUGUAGAUCCAAGAGGACUAUUUUUCCCAUAUGUCCCUUAUGACCUUUCCCUUCUCCUAUCGUUGCCUGUGCUAGUGAUGUUUGGUGGUCUAGUGCAUUAAUGGAAUUCAGGUUUCUGCACUUUUGAACAUUUGGUAGGCUUCACGCUCUCAUUAAAAUGACAAUUUACUCCUGACAUUGCAUUUCAAACUGCACUGAUAGUCAGAUAAUAGCAUCCAUGUUAUCCAGGCAGUUUAAAUUGCCAUAAAUGGACAAAUGUUUCAAAAAAAAUUAUACAAUUUUACCAGAUUGUAUUCAAUCCUUAAAAUGCAUACAUUGCAUUAUAUAGUUGGAAAGAAUCAAGGGCCACCUUGUCCAAUCCCAUUCUAUGUGAAACAGAAAAUAAACGGCCUCUGCCUCUUCUAGGAAGUGUCUACCACCUGACUUUUGACUUUAUUUGUAAAUAAAUUAGUUUUAAAUAUUAGAACACUUUUAAAAUUGUGUUGUUGAAGGCUUUCAUGGCCAAAAUCACUGGGUUGAUGUGAGUUUUCCGAGCUGUAUGGCCAUGUUCCAGAAGCAUUCUCUCCUGACUUUUAAAAUUGAUUAAAUUUUGUUUAGUCAAGUAAUUUAGCUGACUCAAUUGACUCACAGUACAUUCUAUAUGUAUCUAGUUAGAAGCAAAUCUGACUGAGUUCAUAGGACUUUUUCCAGGUAAAUUUGCAUAGGACAGAACGCAGCAAAGUACCUGUGUUCUUAGAUAUGUUUUAUGGCCCUCAACACAUCCAGAGUCACAUUUGUGGCCAAACAAAAGGGAGUGAAUUGCUUCCCAAGAAGCAGUGGACCUUUUAAAUAGCUUCUAAGGCCUCCUGCAUUAAUAAAUACAAGAAAUAAACAUUUUUGAGACUCAAAAGUAGAUAUCUGACCACUUCAGUGGAGUUGUUCAGAGCCCAGGGCAUAAAACAUGCCUCUAGGCCUACUCAACUUACCCAAUCUUCUCCUAAUGAAAAUGACAAAUUAAGCUGUGCUCUUGCCCCUUCUUCAAUUUCCAUUCAUUUCAAAGGGUUCUGUUUGGUGGAUUAUGUUUACAUUGCUAUAAUUCAAAAGUGCAAUAUUUCAUAGAAGGUCUAGUAGUAGCUGGUGGCUUUCAUAUCAGUCAUGUGGUAUAAACUCUGGGUUGUAGUCCAAACUUCGAAGGAGCUAUCCAAUAUAUUGAGAAAGUUUUGGGGAUGAGUGAAAACCACAAGUAGAUUAACUGCAUUAAUGCUACUGAAGCCAUCAGUUCACACUGAUAAGGGCUAUUGUAUCCUUCUUGUUCAGUUUCGCAUCAAUACAUUAGGAAAGCAAAAAUGCAGUACUGUAGCAAGCAUUUUUUUUCAUCAGUUUCUUUGCAAGUAUUGUAGUCACAAAAGCUUGCUUAGCUGUUGAAAAGAUCCUAAGCAUAAAUUGUUCCAGAGACAGGGAAUAUUAAUCUAAAGCUUCCAUAGCUGAAGUGAAAUGGAAACAGAUUUCCACUGGCUUUAUUGGCGGUGCACUCUUUACUUUCAGGGUCAGAGAGUUAAUUCCCAGAUAUAUUGUUUGGAGGAGAAAGUAAAUACAGUAAAGUCUCACUUAUCCAACAUAAACAGGCUGGCAGAACGUUGGAUAAGCGAAAAUGUUGGAUAAUAAGCACCAAAACAUCAUGUUUUACAACAAAUCGACAGAAAAAGCAGUUCAAUACAUGGUAACGUUAUGUAGUAAUUACUGUAUUUCCAAAUUUAGCACCAAAACAUCACAAUGUAUUGAAAACAUUGACUACAAAAACACUGACUACUAAAAGGCAGACUGUGUUGGGUAAUACAGAACGUUGGAUAAGCGAAAGUUGGAUAAGUGAGACUCUACUGUAAAUGUAUUUCCUUUAACACAAUGAGACACUGUAUAAUCUUGCUACAUUUUGUUACACACACACACAUGUAGUUCAAUCAUAGCUAAAAAAAAUUCAGAUGAUAUUUCCCAUGUUUCCUCAAGCUUGAUAUUUAGGACCAAACUGUACAUCAGACCUAUGCCAGCUGCAUCACAGGCAGAAAUCUGGAUUUUAUUUUUCUGUUUAAUAAAACAUGAUUACCACUGUUUCCAAAUGAUAGCUUCUCCAGGAAAGGAGAUGUUAAUUCACUACGUGGAUAGUAUUUUUUUGGCAGGAAUAUUUCAUGAAACAGCCAUAGUGUUUUGUGAAUGAAUACAAAAUAGUGAGCUGAUACAAAGAGCUGCCUCUCUAGAGAGAAGAUGAUCUAGUAGCAACUUCAUGUUAACCAUUAUAUUUUCUUUACAUGUUAACCAUGCCCUCUUCCAGACUUGCCCUCUUCUAUGAAAGGCCAUUUCAGAGUAACAAAAAUCUUCACGAAACAACGAAACAAAUAUGUAUCAUCAUAUAGAAACAUGACAAUUGAGGGGAGUUAUAGCCCAGCAAUGUUGACAGCCAGAAGUUUCCAAAUUCUGUUGUAAUAUAUUAAAUAUCCCAGAGCCACGAUUUCUUGCAAAUUAUUGAUCUUAGCAGAAACUUUUGUUGUUUGAAACUUCAGGGCUUUUGCUAGCAGACAACUCGGAGAUGCUGUAUGGCCAAAAAAACCCACAAUAGAUCAUCAAAUGAGAAACAAAAAUAUAUAAAACAUGGGGUUUUCACCUUGCAGUAAAGUAGUUCAUAUGGCAUAUUAAUCUCCCCGAUGACAAAUAUACGGUAUAAUUUAAUACCUUGCCUGCAAAUCCAGUUCUUUAAUGUAUCCAGGAUCAAAAUAUUUUUACAAUAACAAGGUGUGUCAGAUACAUUUUGAAAGCCUUGAACAAUUUGCAAUAUAGUGUUUGUUUAAACUUGGGUGAUCAUGUUCUUCAAUGCACUGUAAAGUUUUUUUUUAUAAUAGGAGAUGGUGAUCAGAAUUAAAGGAUGAAUGUGUUUAGUUUGCUAGAUUGGCUUAGUAUAUAGAUGUGCUUAUCUCCAUUUUAAAAAAGCAAAUCAUUAAGGCUGCAAUCCUAUGCAUACAUAGCCGAGAGUAACACUACUGAAUUCAGUGGCAGUGACUUUGGAAGAGAUAAGCACCGUAUUGCAGUUAGAGCAGUAGUUGUGUGCAAAAUACUUUCUCCGCGUGUUUAGAAAAUGUUGUGGUUGAUCAUUCCAUACAUAUAGGGAAGCAUGUCCUUUUGUUACUCUUUUCAAUCAGCCUUUCAGUGGGGCUUUUCCCCUACUAAUUGAUUUUGCACUUAGAUCAGUUUGAUUACACUGAAUUUAAUAUGAAAAUUUCUAUGAGUAUUUUUUCUUGAAUUGUUGCAACUGGAAAAGAUACAAAAUUUCAAAAGUGUAUUUAUUUCUAGUUAAAUUAUUUGUUAUACUCUGAUAUAAAUUAUUUCUUUUUAAUGCUGCUUAUUAAAAAGGUUUCUGAUUAUUUCCCAA